AUGGAGGACGCAACCUCUCUCAAGUAUAUUCUUCUAUAUGGAGCCAACGUACUAUUCGGACUGUUUUAUGCUGCAAACGAAACACGUUGGUCCCCGAUUCUUAUCGCGGCGCUGGUAGUUCUCCUUGGCCAAGGACUCGUAAUCCAAUUAGUGUUUCAGCCCUUCUUAUGGAACCCGCUGGGGCAUAUCCCCGUAGGCAAAGGCUUCAAGCCAAUCGUUGGACACAGCAUGAUCUUGUUCAGGGAACCAAAAGGCAGCGGACACCUGCAGCUCAUGAAACAGACGCCCAACGAUGGCCUCAUCCUCGCGCGAGGCCUUUUCCAUGGCAACAGGAUGAUUCUGACGGCGCCAGCAACGAUCGCAGACGUACUGGUGCACAAGAGCUAUGACUUUGAGAAGCCGGCCUGGGCACGAGACUUUCUGCGGAAAUUCCUGGGCGAUGGACUGCUGAUGACGGAGGGAGAUGAACACAGGCACCACCGGAAGUUGAUCAUGCCGGCGUUCCAUUUUAGACAUAUCAAGGAGUUGUAUCCGGUGUUUUGGUCCAAAUCAAUCGAGCUUUGCAAUACUAUUAGCACGAUUCUUCAAGAAGACCCGGGGAGAGUACUUGAAAUUGGCCAUUACUCUACGCAAGUCACUCUUGAUAUCAUUGGGCUUGCAGGCCUAGGGCGGGACAUUAGAUCUCUGCACAACAGCGAGGAUGAACUGAUUGCAACGUAUGAGGAGAUCCUGGAGCCGACUACAGAGAAGGGCCUGUACUUUCUUCUCCAUCUGGUCUUGCCAUCGUGGUUAAUCAGCGCACUGCCCUGGCCACUGAACAAGAGGGUCAGAAUCACGACUAGUAAUCUAAAGAGAAUCUGCACAGAAUUUGUCGAGGAGAGAAAAGCAAAUAUGAAACUGGAAGGUUCGGAAAAACAAGAUAGCCGCGACAUUCUGUCCAUCAUGAUACGCAGCAACGAUUUCUCCGACCAGAAUCUCGUGGACCAACUGUUGACCUUCUUAGCCGCUGGACACGAAACCACAUCUUCAGCACUCACAUGGGCGUCCUACCUCCUAUCCACACACCCAACCAUACAAACACGCCUACGCCAAGAAAUCCACGAAUCCAUCCCCCACCCCGAACUUCUCUCCUCAUCCAACUGCGACAUCGCCGCUCUCCUAGAAAGCAUGCCCUACCUCAACGGCGUCUGCAACGAAGUCCUCCGCCUCUUCCCCACCAUUCCCCUCACCUCGCGCGUCUCCAUUCGCGACACCACCGUCGGCGGCCACCCGAUCCCCAAAAACACAAUGUUCUUCGUCGUCCCCUGGGCCGUGAACCGCAACCCGAAGCUAUGGGGCCCAGACGCCGAGGCGUUUGUGCCCGAGCGCUGGAUCGACAAGGCAUCGGGUCGGGCGACGAUGAAUGGGGGCGCGGACAGUAAUUAUGCGUUCUUGACGUUUUUGCAUGGCCCGCGGAGUUGUAUUGGGGAGCGGUUUGCGAGGGCUGAGUUGAGGGCGUUGGUGGCGGCGUUUGUGGGUAGGUUUGAGAUGGGGAUGGCGGAUCCGGAGGAGGAGGUGGUUGUGGGCGGUACGAUUACGAGUAAGCCGAAGAAGGGGAUGAGGUUGAAGUUGAAGGCUGUGAACUGGUCAGUGUGA
Plenodomus lingam JN3 is the source of this 1635-nucleotide messenger RNA. RefSeq lists its product as uncharacterized. The record is from RefSeq and is a predicted model, not a curated record. Lineage: Eukaryota; Fungi; Ascomycota; Dothideomycetes; Pleosporales; Leptosphaeriaceae. Gene Ontology annotation, molecular function: heme binding; iron ion binding; oxidoreductase activity, acting on paired donors, with incorporation or reduction of molecular oxygen.